This is a messenger RNA of Neltuma alba, 1215 nucleotides long. Its product is annotated as F-box/LRR-repeat/kelch-repeat protein At2g27520-like. Bases 1 to 1215 code for a protein of 404 amino acids. NCBI's taxonomy places the organism in Eukaryota, Viridiplantae, Streptophyta, Magnoliopsida, Fabales, Fabaceae. Gene Ontology annotation, molecular function: protein binding. The transcript has a single exon. The record is from RefSeq and is a predicted model, not a curated record.
AUGGCAACCGGAAUCGAUAAGCCCUUUCUUCCCCACGAGGUCAUCGUCAACAUUCUCAAAAGGCUUCCUGCGAAAUCCCUUGUUCAAUUUCAACUGGUCUGUAAAUAUUGGAAGAAUCUCUUCAAAACCGCAUAUUUCAUUGAGGAGCACUGCCAGUUCUCUGCUCAAAAAGACCCUCUUCUUAUCUUCCAUGCAUUCGGCUGCAGCCUUAGAUAUUCGACCUUAUCUUUGCUUCGUUAUAAGACGGAAUCUGUCGAAAUUGAGAGAAUAAAAGCGACGGAUUCCUUCACUCAUGCUUGUGGUAUCAUUGGUUCUAGCAAUGGCUUGAUCUGUGUGAUACUCAGUUAUGAUGAUGAUGGCGGGUCUCCUCCUUCGCUUUUGUUGUUGAACCCAGCGACUAGAGAGGUAAGGCCAGUACCCAGAACAAUAAAUUAUUAUGGAAGCUGUGGCGUUUAUGGAUGGGGAUUUGGUUAUGGAUGGGGAUUUGGUUUUAGUCCACUAGUUAGGGAUUACAACAUAGUGAGAAUCCAUAAUGCUAGGUUUUAUUUUAAAAAUGGUCGUGCCAGUUUAGACAAUUCCUGUGUUGAAGGAGUGGAAAUGUAUUCAUUAAGAACAGGGUCAUGGAAAGAAGUAGAAUUUGGUCUUAUAAAGAGCGUAAGACUCCAAUAUUCUAAACCUGUCACUGCUAAUGGGACUAUAUUUUGGUUGGGAUUGGAGUUUAAAGAUGAAGAUCAUCCUUUGAUAGUUUCAUUUGAUUUAGCAGAAGAAGUUUUCACAUUGACGCCAAUACCUUCUUCAAUCACUGAUCCUCGUACUUAUGCAAAUGUGCUUGAUGUGUACGAGAACAAACUUGCUAUGCUUCAUGGUUACUAUUCGUAUACGUCUUCUUUUAUGGAUUUAUGGGUGCUGGAAGAGGGAAGUGGUGAAUAUGGGAAGAGUUGGUUUUGGACUAAGAAAUAUAAUAUUGGACCAACUUCAUGUUCGUUAUAUCCAAUGUGCUCUCGGAAGAAUGAAAUAGUGUGUCAAAACAUUGGAAGUGAAAAGAAUGGUAAGUGGGAGGAUAACCCAGCUUUUUAUCUGUACAAUCUCACCACUAAUAAUGAAUUGAAGAGGUUUCGUGUCUCUAUAUCUGUGGAUAGUAUGAAUGUAAUUUUCAAUUAUGUAGAGAACCUUGUGUCUAUUUCCGAUGAGCAUGUUGAAGAAGCCUUGCUAUGA